AUGGUGGAUUUUUCGGAUUCAGUUUCACCAAUCUCAACCUUAUCAAAUACACCCAAGUAUGGCUCCAACCCAACAACAGUUCUUACUUCGCUCACUUAUAUAGACAAGCAAUGUGCCAAACUACUCACAAUUCACAAUUUCCUCUUAGAAACCUCGUCUACACUCACCGCCACCGCUACCACCACCGCCACCGCCAUGGCGGUUGAAAAGUGCAGCCUCCACAAGGACAGGCGAAGGAAGCGCAUCCGGCAGUGCUGCGCCGGCUUCCUUAUCUUAAGCUUCAUCAUUCUCCUUGUCGUCCUCAUCGUCUGGGCCAUCCUCCAGCCUAAGAAACCCCGGUUCAUCCUCCAGGACGCCACCAUCUUUUUACUCAACGUCUCCGCUCCCAAUAUCAUCUCCACCUCCAUCCAAGUCACCAUCAAUUCUCGCAACCCCAACUCCAGAAUCGGCAUAUAUUACGACAAAUUAGACGUCUACGCCACCUACCACAGCCAGCAAGUGACCUACUAUACCAUCAUACCUCCGGUGUAUCAGGGCCACAAGGACGUAAACAUCUGGUCACCUUUUGUUUACGGGAACGACGUGCCGGUGGCGCCGUACAAUGGUCUAGCCUUGAGCCAGGAUCAGUCUAAUGGGGCUAUUUUUAUGGUUUUCAAGAUGGAUGGCCGUGUUAAAUGGAAAGUUGGAUCGUUUGUCUCCGGCCGGUACCACCUCCACGUUUCCUGUCCGGCUUAUAUUCCGAUCGGAAAUAGCCGGAAUACUGGAAUUGUCGUGGGCACCGCAGUUAAGUACCAGCUAUCACAGGGUUGUAGAGUCAGCGUGUGAAUCGUGUGAUCUGCAAGAAUAAAAGCCAACUUAUAUUCUCUCUAUCAGCAGUUAAUAAAUUUUUUUUCCUACUUUUUUUUUUUUUUGGGUUUUAAUUAAUCUUCCGUGAAGCAUAUGAUUAUAGGGCGAUGAAUUGUACAUUUUGCUGAUCAAUAAGAUUAAGAAGCAAAAUUACAAUUGUAAGAAAGUAUAAAAAAAUGUUCAAUAAUUGUUUCUUGAUUAGUAAAGUCAAGUGAGUAUUUAGUGGGAAGUUAAUAUGUCACUUUCCUUCAUUAUCUUGCAUUAAAGAUUGAUAAGAUUUCUCGUGUUUUAUAGAAAAGUUA
Olea europaea var. sylvestris is the source of this 1148-nucleotide messenger RNA. Its product is annotated as NDR1/HIN1-like protein 1. The record is from RefSeq and is a predicted model, not a curated record. Gene Ontology annotation, biological process: defense response to other organism. The coding region runs from base 1 to 825 and encodes 274 amino acids. Lineage: Eukaryota; Viridiplantae; Streptophyta; Magnoliopsida; Lamiales; Oleaceae. The transcript is spliced from 2 exons.